AUGGGAGAUUCAGUACCUCUAAAACUAGCACUGCCAGAGCUGAAGUAUCCUAUUGGUUCACAGCCAAAGGAAAAGUCAGCAAUCAACCAAUACUCUGGCUCAGAGUAUAUCUCUAUUGUCAAAAGCAUCCUAAAACCAGAUGAGAUGAUAAGAGUCCGAGGAUCAUUUCUGGGACCUGUAAUGAAGCUCAGUGAGAGAGGAUUGAAGUUAUCAGCAAAGAUAGUCUACGCCAUUCUCACUAGAAGCAUCGUUUCUGUCAAGGAGAAUGAAGCCUGGUUCCAUUUCGGUGCGCAGCCAAUGAGGUUCUCUAUAAGAGAAUUUCAUAUGAUGACAGGCUUGAAAUGUAGUGGUGCAUUAGAAGGACCACGAAGGGAAACCGAGAGAUUUAAUUGGGAAUUGCUAAAGGGGCGUAGUCAUAAGUUAAGUGACGUGGUGGACCAGCUCAGAAACACAAGAGAAGAUGCUUCUGAGGAGAGAGUAUGCCUCGCAAUGCUCAUCCUGGUAGAGAGCAUAUUAUUGCGGAAGAGCAAAGGAGGGAGUUUUCCUUUGGAAUAUGCGAAAAAUGCACAGGAUAUGACAUAUCCAUGGGGAAAAGAGGCUUACAUUGUGCUCCUGAAAGUCGAUUCUUUGCUAAGGGAUAAGUUCAGUAAGUGUGUACCAACAGUUGAGGUUCCUGGGCCGACUUACUUGUGUGAAAAAUACACUGAGGUAGAGAAUCCAUCACUUGAUAGGGUUUUACAGGUUGAAGCUGAUACAAAGCUGAAGGUCCAUUGCAUACUACCUUCUAUUCCUCAUGAUCCAGAAGAUGAUAUCUCCAUUGAAGACAAAUAUAGUGACGAGCUGGAAACAGUGAAAGAUGUAACAAAGAAAGGGUACAAGAUUACAGCCGAUGACUGGGAAAAUAGGUGUGUAGACACAUUUGACACAUUGGAUGCUCUUAUUCAAAUGAUGGCAAAUAAGGAGACUGGCCAAGCUUCUACUCCGAUUGAUGAGGAUUCAGUAAAUGAAAAAGUGAACAGGAUCAUCACGGUAAUGGAGGAGAAUCUGAAGAGCAUGAAGGAUCGAAUGUCAUUACUGGAAGAAGAAAACAUACAUCUUAGAGCUCGUGUGUCAGAGUUGGAAGGAAACAACAAUGUUUUUCCCACUAACGUGACACAAAAGCGAUCCAGUGGGACACCUUUAUCUCCAAUGUCUCACACGCAACCAUCGAGUGAGACACCUUUAUCUCCAAUGUCUCACACGCAACCAUCGAGUGAGACACCUUUAUCUCCAAUGUCUCAACAGCCUAAUUUGACACAUGAGGUAUGUAACCAAUAAAUAUUGUUGAGUUUUGAAGUAAUAUUUGGAAAGCUUUUGUACUUCUUGAAUGCAUUCCUGAUUUUUGCAGGAGACAAUGAUUGAAUCAGCUGCAUCUCCAAAGUCUCAACAAAAUGAGGUAUAUGCUCAAAAAUUUUAAGAAAAUAUUUGGAAAUUCUUGUACAAAAUCCUGAAUGCCUUCCUGAUUUUUGCAGGAUUACACGCAACCAUCGAGUGAGACGCCUUUAUCUCCAAUGUCUCAACAUCCUAAUUUGACACAUGAGGUAUGUAACCAAUAAAAUAUUGUUGAGUUUUGAAGUAAUAUUUGGAAGCUUUUGUACAUAUUCUUUAAUGCAUUCUUGAUUUUUGCAGGAGACAAUGAAUGAAUCAGAUGAUGAAACUCCUGCCCUUGAUACUCAAGUAUUCUCUCCUAAUCUGACAAAAGAG
Molecule: messenger RNA, 1743 nt
Organism: Brassica rapa (field mustard)
Lineage: Eukaryota; Viridiplantae; Streptophyta; Magnoliopsida; Brassicales; Brassicaceae
Source: RefSeq, a predicted model, not a curated record